AUGCCCGCAAAAGAGAAAAAAAAGUCAGAAACCCAAGAGAAGGAUGACGAAGUGGAGGAGAAGGAGUCAAAGGAGAAAGGAAAGAGCGAUAGAGUCGCUAACGGAGACACCACAGACGGAGAGAAGAGGAGAAAGAAACACAAGAGCCAGACAUCAGAGCCAAGAGAGAGAGAGAAAGAAAAAAACAGUGGGAAUGAGGAAAAAAAGGAGAAGAAAAAGAAGACAAAGAAAAAAUCCGCAGAGAGCGAGGGAGUAGAGGAAGACAUGGGCUCCAAAGAUAAAACGAGUAAAGACGGAGGAAAGAAGAAGAAGAAGAAAAAGUCUGAGGAAGAAGAGGAAGAACAAGAAGAGGAGCCAGUCCCAGAAGAACCAGAGGAAGAGGAGAACACGAAAAAAAAGAAAAAGGAAAAGAAGAAAAAAAAGGGAUCCUCAGAUAGCGAUGAGGAAAAAGAGAAAAAGAAGAAAAAGAAGAGUUCUGCCGACAGUGAUGAAGAGAAAGACAAGAAAAAGAAAGGGAAAAAGUCAAAGAUGAAGCAGGUGGAUUAUGCUGAGAUUUACCAGCAGGAGCUGCUCAACUAUCAUACAGACUCAUCAGAUGGAUAUGAAGAUGAAUAUCAUAAAAAGAAAGUGUAUGAGGUAGUAACAGUGACUGGAGAUGUCAGAGGGGCAGGAACUGAUGCUAAUGUAUUCGUCACUUUAUUUGGAGAUUUUGGUGUAACUCCCAAGGUGCACCUGGCCAGCAACACAGAAAAGAGGAGUAGAACAGCAUUUGAGAAAAACAAAACAGACGUGUUCCGAAUUAAAACACACAACGUUGGUCCUUUAAGGAAACUUAGGAUCGAGCAUGACAACACAGGGAUGAGUGCCAGCUGGUUCCUCGACCGUGUGGUUGUGACAGACAUGAACAGGCCACACCUCCGUUUUUACUUCGCCUGCAGCAAUUGGUUGAGCAAGGAAGAGGGGGACGGGCUAUACGUCAGGGACCUACUGGGCAGUCUCAAUCCCAUGGACGUCCCUAAACAGAAUAAAUACAUUGCCAGUGUUUUCACCGCUGAUGUUAAAGGCAGUGGAACUGAUGCUGAUGUCUUCCUGAAUAUUUUUGGAGAAUAUGGAGACACAGGCGAGCGGCGACUGGACAGCGAUAAGGAUAACUUUGAGAGGGGUACUGAAGAUAAAUUCACUAUUGAUGCUCCAAAUCUGGGCAGACUGAGGAAAAUUACCAUAGGGCACAACAACAAAGGCUCCUCUGCAGGAUGGUGUGUGGAUAAGGUGGUGAUAGAUGAUAUGGGAAACAAAGAGGUGUAUGAAUUUCCUGUGAACCGUUGGUUUGCCAUGGAUGAAGAUGAUGGCAAAAUACAGAGAGAUGUGCUGGUUGGGGCCACACAGCCCAUGGGGAUCAUAUAUAAUGUGCAGGUUAUGACGGGUGACGUACGCGGAGCAGGGACCAACUCUAAGAUCCAUCUGAUUAUGCAUGGGCGUAAGGGUCUGAAGAACAGUGGGAAGGUGUUCCUGGAGGGCGGUCAAUUUGAGCGUGGGCUCAUUGAUAUCUUUAAUGUGGAGAUUGUAGAACUCCUCAGCCCACUGAGCCGGGUCACCAUUGGACACGACAACUCAGGAGUCAGUUCAGGCUGGUACUGUGAAAAGGUGAUAGUGUACUGUCCCUUCACUGGUAUAGAGCAGACAUUCCCAUGUGGGAAAUGGUUGGAUGAGGAUGAGGGAGACGGACUGAUAGAAAGAGAGCUGUAUGAGAUGGUCUCUCUACGUCAGAGAAAACAGAAGAAGUACCCAUGGUCUCUGUGGAUUUGGACGUCUGAUGUGAAGGGGGCAGGGACAGAUGCUCAGGUGUUUCUACAGGUGUAUGGAGAGAAAGGGAAGAGUGAUGAAAUAAAACUGGAGAACAACUCUGACAGCUUUGAACAGGCACAGCUUGACAAGUUUAUGAUUGAGAUGCCUGACAUUGGCCGUUUACUGAAGCUGAGAAUCUGGCAUGAGAAGAGACACCCAUUCGCUGGCUGGCACUUAAACAAGGUCACCCUGCUGAAGACCCUAACCAAGGAGAAGUACUCUUUUACCUGCGGCCGCUGGUUGGACAUUAAUGAGGACGACAACGAGAUCAUCAGAGAACUGCCAGCUACAGGACUACCAGUCCCAGAGCCUCUACCCUUGAUUAAGUAUCGGAUCACGAUCUGUACCGGGAACGUUAGUGGGGGUGGUACAGACGCCAGUGUGUUCUUGAAUCUGAUUGGAGAUCUUGGGGACACAGGGGACCGCCUCAUGUUUAUGAGCAAAAACAACGUUAACAAGUUUGAGAAAGGAAACGCAGAUGAAUUUUUGAUUGAAGCAGUGAGCCUGGGGCAGAUUCGGAGGGUGCGAAUUGGUCACGAUGGAAGGGGUGGAGGCUGUGGUUGGUUCCUGGAUAAGGUGGUGGUUAGAGAGGAGGGCCAACCAGAAUCUCAGGCUGUGGAGUUCCCCUGUUACAGGUGGCUAGAUCGUAACGAAGAUGAUGGACAAAUAGUUAGAGAGUUAGUACCCACAGCAGAUGGCCAGCGCUUAUUCAAUGUAAGUUACCACAUUGCGGUGAAGACAGGCAGUAUUAAUGGUGCCAGUUCAGAUUCGAAGGUCUUUGUGAAGCUGUAUGGAGAAAAGGGUGACACCAGUAAGAUGAUGCUGGCUGUCUCCGACAAUGACCUCAGGAACUAUUUUGAAACCGGACGGACAGACAUCUUCACCGUCGAUACCUUCGACAUCGGCAGAAUAAACCGGCUGUUGAUUGGACACAAUAACGAGGGUUUGCGUGCUGGUUGGUUCUUGGACAGCGUGCAGAUUUGGGUUCCAGUGCACGGGCUGCAGUGUAUGUUCCCCAGCCAUCGCUGGCUGUGUAAGGACGAGGCAGACGGACGAGUAGAGGUGGAAAUUUACCCCAGUGAAAUACUGGCCAUAGAAAAAUUGAUUAAUUAUGAGGUCACGGUGGUGACAGGGGACGUCCGUGCAGGAGGCACCAAUGCUAAUGUCUUUCUUCAGAUUUAUGGGGAGGAAGGAAAGACAGAAGUGAUAUCACUAAAAAGCCGAUCUAACAACUUUGAGAGGGGCACCACUGAGAUCUUUAAGAUUGAGGCUUUGGACGUGGGACGGAUCUACAAAAUCCGAAUCGGCCACGACGGCUCCGGAUUGGGUGACGGCUGGUUCCUGGAAUCUGUUGACAUCAAACGACUCAUUACCGCUAUGGUGCAGCCCGAACCCAAGAAGGAAGACAAGAAAGACAAGAAGAAAAAAAAGAAGAAAAAGGAAGAAGAAGAGGAGGAGCUGCCUCCGCCCGAGCUGCAGGAGGUGGUCCAGACGUACAGUUUCCCCUGUCAGCGCUGGCUCGCUCGGGAUGAGGAGGAUGGAGAAAUUGUGGUAGAGCUUCCAGCAGAGGACUAUGAAGACCUGGAGGAGAACUCAUACGAGGUUCACGUGUUUACUGGAAAUAUGUGGGGCGCUGGGACAGAUGCCAAUGUUUAUAUCAACAUCUACGGAGAGAUGGGAGACACGGGAGAGAGAAAACUCCGCAAGUCCAACAACCUUAACAAGUUUGAGCGUGGCAAAGAGGAUGUGUUCUCCGUGACAGCGAUGGAUCUAGGACCGCUAAAGAAGCUACGGAUUCGUCAUGACAACAGCAAUGCCAACGCUGCAUGGUUCCUUGACCGGGUGGAGAUCACUGACGGCAAAGACGACACAACGUAUUUCUUCCCCUGUAAGCGCUGGUUGGCAGUCGAUGAAGAUGACGGUCAGUUGGCACGUGAGCUGGUCCCAGUGGACGAAGCCUUCAUGAGGAAGGAUGAAGAUGAGGAAGAAGAGUCUUCAGCCACACUGGGACUAGAACAGAAAGCUAUGUCAACAACAUUCACACUGAGGAUCAAAACAGGAGAGAAGAAAUAUGCGGGCACUGAUGCCAACGUUUACGCCAUACUGUACGGAACUAAAGAUGACACCGGUAUCGUUAAUCUGAAGGCAUCUAAGACUCAUAAGAAUAAGUUUGAGUUGGGGAUGAUUGACGAGUUUACUGUGGAGGCUGUGGACAUCGGAACACUGAAAAGGAUUCGUAUUGGACAUGACAACUCAGGUGGUUCUCCAGGCUGGUUCCUGGAUUGGGUGGAGAUAGAUGCUCCGUCAUUGGGGCAGCGCUUACGUUUCCCGUGUGGCCGUUGGUUGGACAGAGGAGAGGAUGAUGGAGCCAUAGAGAGAGACCUGUAUCCUGCUGAGCUCCAGACUCAAGUAUACACACCCUUCGUUCCAUACGAGAUUAAAACCUUCACCAGUGAUGUCUUCGGAGCAGGGACAGACGCAGAUGUGUUUAUCGUUCUGUACGGGAGAGAUGGAGUGUGUACAUCACAGAAGUCUCUGUGUGUUAAUAAGAGAGAGCGGAGGAUGUACUUUGAACGAGGAGCAGAGGAUAUGUUUAUUGUGGAGCUUGAGGAUGUUGGUGAUGUGAUCGAGAAGAUUCGGAUCGGUCACGACAACAGGGGCGUAAAUGGAGGCUGGCACCUGGACCGUGUGGAGAUUAGACGCCUACUCAGGAAAGGAAAGGGUUCAGAGACAGUGAUUUUCCCAUGUGAGCGCUGGUUGGCCCGGUCUGAGGAUGACGGGGAGACGAUAAGAGAGCUGGUUCCCUCUGACAUCAUCCAAGAGAAACUGGGCAGAGAUGGAACCCUCAAAGUCAUUGAGACAGAGGUGGAUGACGCACUGGAAACUCACACCUAUAAGGUGUCAGUAAUGACGGGUGAUGUGUAUGGCGCGGGCACUGAUGCCAAUGUGUUCCUCACCGUUUAUGGAGAUCUGGGAGACACUGGAGAACGCAAGCUCAGCAAAUCCGAAAACAACAGCAACAAAUUCGAGAGAGGAGAGGUGGAUAAGUUCACUAUUGAGGCAGUGGAUUUGGGUCAAGUGUUCAAGAUCCGCAUUCGCCAUGACAACAGCAUGCUGAGCCCCGACUGGUACCUGGAUCAGGUGGAAGUGGUUGACACGGAAACGGAAGAAGUGUUUCUUUUCCUGUGUGAACGUUGGCUCUCCAAAAAGAAAGAGGACAAGUGCAUUGACAGAGUGUUCUAUGUGAAGGGUUAUGAGGGUGAAAGACAGAGUGCACACCACUCUAAUAAGAGUGUGAGCAACCUGGAUAGUAACAUGAACAAGAAAAACAAGAAACAGGAAGAGGACGAGGAGGACGAUGGCCCAUUUAUCCCGUAUCAUAUCACGGUGGCGACGGGUGUGGAUAGGGACGCGGGAACGAGUAGCAGAGCGUAUGUUAUCAUUGUAGGACAAACGCGCACAUACACACACAGAAUGUGGCUUGACAUGGAGGGCAAAAACUACUUCCUGCCAGGGUCACUGGAGAGUUUCCUGUGUCAUGGAGCAGAUGUCGGGGAGAUAAAAAACGUGGAGUUGGGCCAUGACGGCGCCACUCCAGAGAGUUGCUGGUUGGUGGAUGAGUUCUCUGUUGCUGUGCCAACCAAAGGAGUGAUGUAUGUGUUCCCAUGUAAGUGUUGGCUGGCCAAAGACCGUGGGGAUGGACUGACCACACGUGUGUUCAGCGUGCUAGAUGCAGACACCGUCACCAUUGCACAGAAGGUUAUCUAUGAAGUUACCGUGGUAACAGGGGAUGUUCAGCAUGCUGGAACAGACACACAGAUUUUUCUCACUGUGUUUGGGGCCAAUGGGAGCACAGAAGAAAUACUGUUGGACAAAUAUGAAGACAGGUUUGAACGUGGGCAAGAGGACACCUUUAAUCUGGAGAUUGAGGACAUAGCUCCAUUGAAAAAGAUGAGAGUUCGCAUUGAUGGCUCUGGCAGCAGACCAGACUGGUUCCUGGAUAAGAUCAUUUUGCGUAACCUGCAGACAGAUGAAGAGGCUGUGUUUUCGUACGAGGAGUGGCUCUCUCGAAGCCGAGGGCCCAAACGAACGCUGGUGUGUGAAAUGGCGGCUGUGAUAGAUGAUGAGGAAAUGGUGGAAAUUACCACCUACACCAUUCAGGUCAAAACAAGCGAUGUGUCAGGAGCAGGUACAGAUGCUAAUGUGUGGUUGAUUGUGUUUGGUGAAAACGGUGACACUGGUCCACUUGCACUGAAAGAGUGUAACAACACAAACAAGUUUGAACGGAAACAGACAGAUGUCUUCCGCUUUACGGAGAUCCUCAGCCUAGGGGACCUGUCUAAAGUCCGUGUGUGGCAUGACAAUACAGGACCGGCUCCAGGGUGGCAUCUAGAGCAUGUGGAUGUCCGUGAUGAUGUGAUGGACAAAACAUUCCGUUUCCCAUGUGACCGCUGGCUAGCUAAAAAUGAAGACGAUGGACAGAUCAUUAGAGAACUGCCCUGUGCCAACAAUGAUGUUCUGGACUUCAAUGAGAAAACAAAGUAUGAAAUUAUAACAAAGACAGCGGAUACAGAUGAUGCAGAGACCAAAGAGAAUGUGUGGAUUGUUCUGGAAGGGAAGAAAGGACGUUCUAAAGAGCUUGUGUUGGAGAACUCUACCAAGAAGAAACGGUUCCUACGAGGGAGUUCAGAUAAGUUUGAGUUUUCCUCCAAGAACGUGGGUGACAUUGCUGGAAUCUGCCUGGGCCACACCCCCAAGGAUGGGAAGAAAGUCAAAGCUGAAGCAUUCUGGCAUGUGGAGGAAGUCAUUGUCAUCGAGAAAGAGUUAGGCAACAGGUUCAUAUUCCGUUGUGAUGCUGUGAUUCCUCUCUUGGCCAAACGGGAUGAAUUCCUGACCUUUGAGUGCAGUAAAUCCAUCGAGAGUUUCGCAAGUAAAGCACGGAGCCUGGUGCCCGUCAAAUACGAGAUCAUCGUCAUUACCGCCGACGAGAAAGGAGCCGGUACAGACGCCAACGUCUUCAUCACCGUUUACGGUUCGAACGGGGACUCAGGUCGACGACAGCUACGACAGAAGUUUCGAAACUUAUUUGAGCGCGGUCAGACGGACCGGUUUGUUCUGGAGCUACUGGACAUGGGCGAUCUGCUGCGGGUGUGUGUGGAGCAUGAUAACAGCGGACUGAGCCCUGGAUGGCUGCUAGAUCGUGUGGAGGUCACCAACACUGCAAAUGGGGUGACCACCAUCUUCCUUUGUGGGAAGUGGCUGGACAAAAAACGUGCCGACGGACAGAUAAAACGUAUCCUCUAUCCAAAAUACUAA
Messenger RNA from Chanos chanos (milkfish), 7161 nucleotides. RefSeq names its product lipoxygenase homology PLAT domains 1a (gene loxhd1a). The transcript has 43 exons. The record is from RefSeq and is a predicted model, not a curated record. The coding region runs from base 1 to 7161 and encodes 2386 amino acids. Gene Ontology annotation, molecular function: protein binding. NCBI's taxonomy places the organism in Eukaryota, Metazoa, Chordata, Actinopteri, Gonorynchiformes, Chanidae.